Saccostrea echinata is the source of this 5243-nucleotide messenger RNA. RefSeq names its product solute carrier family 35 member E2A-like. The transcript has 7 exons. Lineage: Eukaryota; Metazoa; Mollusca; Bivalvia; Ostreida; Ostreidae. Gene Ontology annotation, cellular component: Golgi apparatus. Bases 131 to 1216 code for a protein of 361 amino acids. Gene Ontology annotation, molecular function: antiporter activity. The record is from RefSeq and is a predicted model, not a curated record.
GCAGUCACAACGAUACAAGCUACAAGCACAUGCUUAUCUUUUGAUUGAACCACAAAAAUAGAAGAAUAUGAUAAUUAUUGUUUAAGCAAUGGAUAAAGCCAACAAGCAAAGAUAAAACACAUGUACCAAAAUGAGUGCAGAACCUAGGUCACCAGUGGAGCGGGAUCUUAUAGAAAUGUCUUUAGAGAAUGUAAAGAAGGGAGGUAACCAGCACAUCGUUCGUAAGGAUGAAGAUGAUGAGAAGCUGGGUUUACUUAAUAUCCGAGCCUUCUUCUUCCUGAUACUUUGGUACAUCUUUAGUGCCUUCACCCUCUUCUUGAACAAGUACAUUUUGUCCACACUCAGGGGAGAUCCAGCAGUACUAGGAGCAAUGCAAAUGGUGAUGACCACAACAUGUGGGUUUAUCCAGCUCUACAUACCAAUGGGCUUCUAUAAACCUAUCAAAAGGGAUGGAAAACCUCCCAAUUUUUGGAGAAACAUGAUUUUAGUGGGUUCAAUGAGAUUUUCCACUGUUGUCCUGGGUCUUGUGGCUCUGAAGUAUGUGGCAGUUUCCUUUACAGAAACAGUCAAGAGUUCUGCCCCUUUGUUCACCGUGUUCAUUUCACAAGUUCUAAUGGGGGAAUACACGGGGUUCUAUACAUUCCUAUCACUCAUCCCGGUCAUGGGAGGACUAGCCCUGUGUUCAGCUUAUGAAAUUAGUUUUAAUAUACAGGGAUUCAUUGCAGCACUUGCCACAAAUUUAACAGAAUGUCUGCAGAAUGUAUAUUCGAAGAUACUUAUUAGUGGAGAAAAGUUUAAAUAUACCCCAGCAGAACUGCAGUUCUAUACCAGUAUAUCUUCAGUCUUAGUGCAGAUUCCAGCAUGUUUCUUUCUGAUAGACUUUGAUAAAGCUGAAGCCUCCAUGAAUGGGAUGAUGGUCACAGCUCUUAUAGCUAAUGGAGUUUUCUUUCAUUUUCAAAGUAUAUCAGCAUAUGUAUUGAUGGGCUAUAUAUCACCUGUUACACACAGUGUGGCUAAUACAGUAAAGAGGGCAUUCCUGAUAUGGAUUUCUGUGAUAUUAUUUGGUAACCCUGUGACAUUCUUGAGUGGACUUGGUACCAUCAUUGUUACCAUUGGUGUACUAAUGUACACUAAAGCUAAGGAAUAUGACCAAAAUCGCCGAGAGCUCAGAGACCACUACCCGCGAGAUUCAGAGCCAUCACAUAAAGAGGUCUAGUGGUGUCAUCUGUUUCAAUUCAGUCGUUAUUGUUGUAGACAUUUUAUCAACCAUUUGUUGUUGUUCAGAGCAUCAUGUUAUAGCCAUUGAAAAUUAAAAAAAAACAUGACAGACUAGAGGAAGAUUUUGAAAUAUGAUAUUAAUUAAAUACAUGUACCAUAGCAUGGGUCAUUUCUGUCUUUCAAAUAUUUUUGCACUUUGGUCUUUGAGAGAAGAUACCUCUGUGUUUUCAAUUUUUUUCUGAUUCCUCACCAUCUGAUGUACAAAAUACAAGGUUUUGAAAUGUUUGCUAUUUUAUUUUGUUACCUUAUUUGGUUUGAGCAACAAAAAAUUAGCCAAUGCAAAAAUUGCUUUUUAAACAUAAUAUUAUGGCAUUAAAAAACUGGGUAAUUGUAUGUUUUUGUGGAACUUAAGCAUGAUGUUCUAAAGUUCUUGUUAAUUGCUUAAGUGCAUGUACCGGUAAAUAUGAAGCAGACUUUUAAGGAUAGAAAUUGCAGAAUUGUCUCCUUUCAAGGACACAUACAUCAUCAACAUUAUAUGUAUUGCUACAUUAUUAAAGCAGGUCAGCUCUUUGUGUAGAUAGGCCUCAGAGUCACAUCCUCGGGUGACAUAGCAUUUAAAAGUAUGACAUUUUGAGUGAAGAAAUAAGUUCCAAAAUAUUUAUUUAAAAAAUAAUAAUAAUUCAUGUCAAAUAAAUUUCAAUGUUUUUAAUUCAAAAGAUCAAAUAAAAAUAUGUAUCCUAAAUAGAUUGGAGGUGGUUUAUGUUGGUGUAAUGAUAAUAAACAUGUACUUUACUAGCUCAGCUGUAUUGAUGGGAAAACCCAGGAAUGAAUGAAGGUAAUUAUUUCUUAAAAUAACAAAGUUCUAAAAAUCUUCUUCUUGAGGGAUGAAAAAAAAAAAACUGAGAAUUUGAUGAAAUAAGAAAUUAUUUACAAUUUGCGACAAUCUACUACUUUUUUUUUGCUCUGUAGCUUUGUUGAUUUGGUGUAUAUAAAAUACAGUCAAACCUCGUUAUCUCGAGCUCCAUGGGACCGAGAAAAAACUUGGAGAUGUCCGAUGAUUCGAGAUAUUGAGGGUUAAAUACAUAAAGAAUAAGUAGUUGGGACUUCCAAAUCACUUUGACAUAUCCGUGGUAUUCGAGAUAUCAGUGUUUGAGAUACCGAAGUUCAACUGUACUUCUUUUUUAGUAUAAAACUUAUAUAAUCCCUUUUUACGAGUCCAUAACAAUCAUGUUGCUUUACAUACAUAUAUAAAAAGUAUAUAUAUACAUUUAUCCAAGUUCAUUUGUAUCAGCAUGAAAUAAUGACUACUAUACUAAGUGACAUUAUCCUGCACUAGUCUCAUGGACACAAACUGUCCAGUCGCUAGAUCUCGAUGUUCUCCCUGUGCUUUUUUUUGUUUUUGCCCAACAAGAGUGUGUGCUUUAUUGAUAUCAGAUUCUGUGUAUACAUGUAUUAUAUACUGAGUAAAUAUAUUGUGAUAUUUGCGCAGAGUGCUGUUGAUGUAUUACUGCCAAUUAUAUGAAAUAUAUUUAUUUAUAAUUUUGUGAGUGUUUGACUAUGUGCUUCCUUCAGCUCCAAUGUAUAUUGCACUUUUGAUUUUGUAUUUAUUCAGUGCUGUCAUAAAUUAAGUUCACUGCAGCUUGCAAUUUACAUGUAAAUUAAGGAUUUAGUUGUAAAUAUUUUUAUGGAUAACUUUAUUUGGGGGAAAAAUAUGUGUGAGUAACAUCGACCAGUCAAAAAUUAAGUUUCCUUAUUAGCUCAACUGAGCUGAAGGCUCAGGUGAGCUUUUCUGAUCAAAAUUAGUUCAUUAUCUGUCAUUGUCAUUGUUGUUGUCUUCGAAAACUUUUCACAAUUUCAUUUUCCUUUCCAAAACCACUGGGCCAACUUGAACAAAACUUGGUACAGAGCAUCCUUGGGGGAAGGGGUUUCAAGUUUGUUCAAAUGAAGGGCCGCAACCUUUUUCAAAGGGAAAAUUGAAUGGCAUCUUUUCAAAAUCUUCUUCUCAAUAACCACUGCACAGAAAAGAUGGAACUUAUAUGAAAGCUUCAUUACUUAGUGUAGAUUCAAGUUUGUUCAAAUUAUGACCCCCAGAGCUGUGGGGGCCACAUAGACAAUAAAAGAUUUACAUAUGAAUACACAGGAAAAAUCUUUAAAAAAUCUUCUUCUCAAGUACAGCAAGCCCAUGAUAAGUCAUAUUUACUCUGUAUAUGGAAGCAUCCUUAGGUAGUGUAGAUUCAAGUUUGUUCAAAUCAUGACCCCCACGGCUAGGAUGGGGCCACAAUGGGCGAUGAAAGUUUAACAUUGGAAUAUACAUGUAUAGGAAAAAAUCUUUUAAAGAACAGCAAAGCCAUGAUUAGUUAUAUUUAUAUGGAAACAUUUUCAGGUAGUGGAGAUUCAAAUUUAUUCAAAUCAUGACCCCUGGGGGUAGGGUAGGGCCACAAAGGACGAUCAAAUGUUUACAUAGGUUGGAUAAUAGAAAUAUUUAAAAUUCUUCUUCUCAAGAACAGCAAAGCCAUGGUUAGUCAUAUUUAUAUGGAAACAUCUUGAAGUGACACUGUGACAGAAAAACGGGAAAAUUGACAAAAGUAGAAUUUUUGCAUGACACAUGCAAAUUUUGUUCAGUUCUUGAAGAUAUUAGGUGUCAGAAAAUUACAGGUUUCAGAACCUAAAAAAUCUACUUUUAUGGAGAAAAAUAAAAGUAAAAAAAAUCUUUGUAUAACCCGACACAAAAAUAUUGCUUCACUAUUUCCUCUUUAUUGUACGCAUGUGCUGAAAUGUUAAAGAAUUUACCAUGGUGUCAAUUCCAUAGAUACAAAUGUCGGAUGACCGAGAAUUUUGAUACAGACUUCAAAAAAGAUUAUCAGAACUUAUUCCUAACUUUUGCUUGCUCCAAUUCAAUGUUGUUUACAAGUUCCACGCUAAAAAUAAAGGACGCGUGACCUUGACGUUUUUGACAUUGACGAUAAAAAUUAUGCGAUAGAUACAACACUUGUUUUUCCGGCACUUAUAUUUUGCAGUUCUUUUCUUGCUUAACGGUAAAGUUGAGUUUUCAAAACUUUGCUAUAUUCAUAUUUCACAUAAAUCUUUCGUUUUUUGAUACAAUUAUCUUAAAAGAAACAGAUGAUUUUGACUCUUUAUGUAACUUUAAGGUAAUGUUGAAUAAUUUGUUCAAAUCAUGACCCCUGGGGGUAGGGUGGGGCCACAAUAGAAGAUCAAACUUUACAUAGAAAUAUAUAGGAAGAAGUCUUUAAAAAUCUUCUGAUGCCAAGCCUAGUUGAUGAAAUAUUAAGGCAUCUUUAGGUCUCGGAGAAUCAUUAUUUUUCCAAUCACAACCCCAAGGGUAGGUUGGGAGCACUUAUAUACUAAAACUUUCUAGCCAAAGUGCUCAAGUGAGCGAAUUGGCCCAUGGGCCUCUUACUUUUCAAUAUUUUUAAAUCAGCUAGUCAAUUUGCUGAUAUUAUCACAAGUGAUAAGCAAGUCACAUGUACAACUAAAAGUACUGUGAAACUUGUAGAAUUUCUGAAGAUAGAAUUUAUUUUGAAACAAAUUGAUCAAUAUGGUCCCCAUUGUGUCAGCCAAUAGUGAUUAACAUAAAAUGUUAGUUCUGUGGAAUUAAAUUAAUUGUCAAUGUCAUGCAUAUGGUAUGACUGUGUUGAAAAGUACGUUAUCAUUAGACACAUCAGCAGAUAUGAUGAAUACGCGCAAUUUUUAAAAUUAUAUAGAUUAAUGAAUGUGUUGUUGUCUUGCUUUAUUAUAAGAAUGUCAUGGACUGUGUCUUCUUGUUUAGGGGCAUGAAUUCAAGUGCCUUUUGAGAAUAUUGAAAACUAUAUUUUAUCAACAUUGCUGUAGAGUUAUUGUAGAAUACUACUGACAUCAUGUUACAGAGUUUAGAUUGUGGUGAAGUGAUAGGUAUACAUGUGUAUAUUAUUUGAGUAUAUCUUCGAGAUGCUUUUAAAUAAAUGGGUCCAAACUAUUUUACUUAAAAUGAUGGAUACUUAAAGAGGUAUUAAAUUGUGAAAACAAAA